AGUACAGAGUGAGGUAAUGUGUAGUUUGUAUCGUCACUAGACAGUCUGACAGAUUUGGUUAAGUAGUGUUAUUCUUUGUGAGAGAGUCCUUGGUUAGUAGUAAAAUGGAUGCUUUAAACUUAUCAAGGAACUUUUAACCCUGGAGCAUAUCUUUAAUGAUUAAUGAUUCCUUCAAGUAUGUGAUUCUAUGAAUUUAUUUAAUAAUUUUGAUUUAUAUGACAGUUGAAAUUGAAUUUUUAUAAACCUCUAUAAAUCAAUAAUUACAUAAAAGUCUCUUGAACUCGCGCGUUUCUAAAAACUCUACUAUCCACUCUUACCUCGAUAAACUAUUUUCAAAAAUGAUAUAAAUGUCAAGAAAUGUCUAUGAAUUUAGAAUAACUAUUGUGUUUUUGUGGCAGCAUCAAUAUGUCAAAUUUCACUAGAAGAAUUUUACCGGUUAUUCUAUUUUCUCUUUAUUUGUUUUUGUACCAUUCUUACAUGAUUGGAUUUAUAUUUAUGGACCCUACACUAACAGUAGCUCAUUUACUUCUUUAUACACUUACAUUUAAUGGGUUUUAUUACAUGAUGAUAUGGUCAACACUGGCCACAAUGUUUCAACCCUUACCUGUCGUACCCGAAGAAUUUAGAUUGACGCCUUUGGAAAUAAAACUUUAUAGUCAUAGUAUUGUUGAAAAAAAACCUCACAUCCUUAAAUUUUUUUAUGAGAAAAAGGGUCUUUUUGUCUUAACCAGAACUGGAAGAGGAAAUUUGAGAUAUUGUGGACAUGAGUUUCAGUUUAAGCCUGAUAGAGCACAUCAUUGUUCCCAAUGUAGCAUGUGCAUCUUGAAAAUGGAUCACCAUUGCCAAUGGCUGAAUACUUGUAUUUGUCUAACUAACCAAAAAGGUUUCAUACUUACAAUGGUUUACACCUUUUUUGUAUGUUUCUUUUACGUAUGUUCUUCGUUCAAUAGGUUUGUUAUAUUUUGGACCGGAGAUAAACAAGAUAGAACGCAUCAUUUUUACCCUUUGGUUACAGGUUUUAUUUUAGCCUUGACGUUAAUACCAAUAACAGCAAUUUUCAGUAUGUUCCAUAUCGGACUCAUAGUUCAAAAUAAGACACUUAUAGAAGAUGUUAGGCCACCCAACUUUUUAUCUGGCCAAGAAACUUUCGACUUGGGUGCCAUUCCAAAUAUAGCACAAGUAUUUGGUUACAGUGUGUUACUGUGGCCGCUACCAAUUUUCAAUCAAGAAGGUGAUGGUACUUUUUUCCCAACUAGAAGAAUUCGCAGAAGAUCCGAUCAGCCUUUUGAUUUGCCCAGACAUAAACUUGAAAGAAACUUUUCAGAUUUUGUAAGAUGAACACGUAUAUGUUCAUCAUAAUGUCACUGCUUAUUCUUUAUCAAAUAUAAUCAUUCAUAUCUAUUUUGUCUAAUUCGAAAUAUGCGCCUUCAGCUUCAACACACUCGUAUCAGCAUUUUUUGCAAUCCUCAAACGCUACUAAUUUCGUCUUAAGCAUUUUCAAGGGUCUUUUUAUUUUUUAAAGGGACUUAUGAAAAGGAAAUGCUUUGGUUGAAGCGUGAUUAGUGUUGUUUCGACUAAAAAAAAAACACGAACAAAAUUUUUAAUGCAGGAAAUUACCACAAAUUCGAGCUAGACUUAUUCGGUUCUAAGUUCUUACCUUUUUCUAAAUAUUUCUGUUGGGAUUUUAUAAAAUAAAAACACUCACGUUCAAGAUAUAUUUAAUAUAUUUCACUAAAUAUAUUUUUAACAAGAAAAAAACUAAUAUAUAUCUUAUUGCUGUGUCAAUCAAAUGUAAAGAAAAUCCAUAGCGAUGUUUAGUUUUUUUUUUACAUGUAGACAUUUGCCACAUAAAUAGAUGUUUCGAGUUAGAAUACAUCAAAAAGUUUAUAAAAUUGGAAGACAGAUGCCAAAAAAUAUUGCGAGUAAUUCUAUUACUUGCAUUUUUUUUAUUAAACUGAACAACAAAUUAUUUGGCACAUGAACGUUAUGUUAGAUAAUGUUAGCUGAAAUGUUCAAAUGUAAUUUGAAAUAAUAUCAAAAUCGAAAUAAAUGAAUAUUUAAUUAAUUGAUACUUGGCGACAAUAAAUCACCUUUUGUAGAUUUGAUCUUUAAUAUUGAAUAUUUAAUGUUGACAUUGUUCGAAAAUUAAAUUAUUUUGUGAUACAAAUAGCGCGAAUUCAAAGAAAAAUUCAAUUUAUAUAAAGAAAAUUUUCACACACAACCCAUCAAGUAUUUCUUGUUCUGUGUAGUAUAAGGUACCAUUUUCAUCACCUCAUACACUGUCCCUAAGCCAAAGGUCUUGAAACUAUCACCAAACUACUAAGUUAGGAGAAUCGAAGUUUUAGUUAGGAUCAUUCAAGUUAGAAAUAACUAAAAACAAUUUUUAAAAGAUCAUUAUUACACAAACUAGGCAACUUGGAUAAGUGAAGGGAGUCUAAGUGAAAUCCUCACUACUUUGCCUGAAGUUACGAAAAACCAAAAGGAAUCAGCGAUACAUUAAAAUAUAAUGACAAAAUUUCUUAAGGCGUCCAUUUCUGUGGCUUCUAAUUUCUCAGUUUUCCUAUUUAUGUCAAACAUAACUCCUAGAUUUAUUUAUAGUUCUUACAUCUCGUUAUAAUUUCGUUGCUUCCUAGUUAUAUCCUCUCCCAUAGACAAGUACUGUGUCUUUUCUACGUUCAUCUGCAGCACCCAUUUUCCGUAUUCAUGUAUUCUAAGUCAUAUCUGUCGUUUGCACAUAUGAACUGAUCAUCUGCAAAUUGGAGGGUGUAUCACCAGAAAAUAAAAUUGCUAUGUUCCGUAAAAUAUUUUCUAAACCUGUAUGUUAUAUGAUCGGUUGAUUGUAAAACUGAUUAUUACAAAUCAGAAUUAGAUUAAUACUAUUAUAAGUGCAGCACUGAACUGAAAAAAAUUAGAACUGCUCACGUAUCUCCCUACUAACUCGUUCAGAAACUUAAGGGAUAAUCUAGACUGCAAUAAAUUGUUAGUUGUGGUGAAGUGAAACCCGAUUUGCUGAAUAUUGCUUGAGUUUCAUUAUACUACUACAAAAAUGCCGAGACCAGCAAAAGGACCACUUCUUAUUUUUUAUUUAUUACGAAUCGGCUUUCGACAAAGUAAGAAACGAAGGCUUGGACCUUCUCUCACUCACUAAGGCGCUUGGAGAGUUUCGAAAUGUGGAUCUUUCGGAGGAUGCUGAGAAUUCCCUGGACCGCUCAUAUCAGUACCGAAGAAGUAAUGUAAAGAACAGUCACUGACAGGGAACUUAUAUAAUUAAUAAAAACUCGAAAAAUCUCGUAUCUGCGACACAUAUAUAGAAAUGACAAAUACAGAUUUUGCAACUUCUGAUCGAAGGGAAACAUGGUCCUAGCAGACGACAGACUUCAUGGCUAAAGAAUAUUCGCAAAUGAACCGGUUUAGACUCUCAGACUAAUAAGAAGGGCCAGGGACAGAAAUGACUUUGCUGGGGUUAUCGCCAACCUUCGAUAAAAGAGGGCACCCAAAGAAGAAGAUUGCUUUAGCACAAUUCUUUGUCUAGUUUCUAGAUAGAUAAACGCUUGAUAAGUAGUAGUUUGGAAGUUUGUUUGACUUAUUACAGUAUAUAAAAAAAAUGGAAUUUAACAAUCGAUAUACAACUGAAAAAUUACAAAUUAUAUAAAUUAUUAUAAACAUAGUAUUGGAUGAUUUUUGAACAAAUCAGCUUACACAAAAUUAUAAAAUCUCUCAUUGUUUUACAAGCUAAAGUUUGCUAUACACAUUUGAAAUAAAUAAUAAAUAGAUAUACACAAUGAGAAAUUUUAAGAUUCAUUAAACCUUAUACUAAAGCUAAAUAAUAAGCAAAGAGUAUCGUUUCCUUUUCAUCAGGCAAAACUGGUAUUGCUAUAGUAUCAACAUAUUUUACACAAAACUUUACUACGUUGCUAAAAUGUAAAAUGUGACAUAAUCUUCUGGCGAUUAUCAACAGAUCAUGUAGGAUACAAAUCAAUCAUAAAUUUUAUUUAAAUUCAAACAUUUUCCUUGUUUAUUUUUGGAAAUGUUUCAAAUUCUUGUUGAGAGAUACAUAAUUGUAAUAAAAUAGGAAAUAAAUAAUUCACAUU
Molecule: messenger RNA, 4091 nt
Organism: Diorhabda sublineata
Lineage: Eukaryota; Metazoa; Arthropoda; Insecta; Coleoptera; Chrysomelidae
Product: palmitoyltransferase ZDHHC20-B-like
Exons: 4
Coding region: 406-1338 (310 amino acids)
Biological process (GO): protein targeting to membrane; synaptic vesicle maturation; peptidyl-L-cysteine S-palmitoylation
Cellular component (GO): endoplasmic reticulum; Golgi apparatus
Molecular function (GO): protein-cysteine S-palmitoyltransferase activity
Source: RefSeq, a predicted model, not a curated record